ACCUAGUAGGCGUAGUGCAGCCGAGCAGCUGUCGAGGGACGCUGCAUGGCGAAACCGGUCCUGGCCAGCUUGAGCAGUCACAGGCCCCUCUCAUACAGGAACCCUCGUCACAGGCGCCCCUCGUACAGGCGUCCCUCGUUACAGGCGCCCCUCGUUGCACCCCCCCCCGCUCGUUACAGGUCCCUUAUUUUUCUGCAUGCUCCUCCCAAGCGCGUCAUGUUACCCGUCACCUGCGUCGCUGUGUGACGUGUCACCUCACCCACAGCUACUACUCGGCCGACCAGUCGUCAAAACAUAAAUCCAGAUGCUGCUUCAUCAGGACCUUGGGCUAGGAUCCGCACGGUUACGUUUCACUAGAAAUCCUCUCGCCUCCCGCUUCACCGAAUCCGUCUCCGCUUCACUGAAUCCGUCUCCGCUCCACUGAAUCCGUCACCGCUUCACUGAAUCCGUCUCCGCUCCACUGGAAUUCGCACAUUUCGGCUCGCGGGAACCGUUUUCCAGCCAUUUUCGGUCCCUUCCUCUCAAGUCUCUCCCAGGAACACGCCUCUAGUGCAUCAGCUGCUGACGCGCGCACCUGGCGCACAUCAGUGCGGGCAUCAGCUGCCCGCGCGUCAUGGAUUCCGCCGUGCAUGACGACUUGCUGUCGCGCGCACCUCUCGAGUCGACUCAAAAGCCAGUGCCCGCGCGUCAUGGAUUCCGCCAUUCCGCCGUGCAUUAGGACUUGCUGUGCCUUUGAGUCGACUCAAAAGUCACCUCGUCUCCGGUGCAUCAACUGCCUCUGCCCGCACGUCGUGGAUUCCCCCGUGCAUUAGGACUUGCUGACGCGCGCACCUCUCGCACAAGCAUCUGCCGGCGAGUUCUAUGAAGAAGUUUCAGUGACGAGCCUUCCCGUUCCUCGAUCGCGGCCAUCGUUCCGCCUCUCGCUCGGGAGUCCCCGUGCUGUCUCUCGUCCCUCCUUUCAAAGAUCGGCUCGCUCGACCUCGUUCCGCCUCUCGAUCUUGGUCGGACCUUGUUUCGCAUGGCGCCCGCCGCUCAGCGCGUCUAAAACUCCGGCGACUCGCAGCCGGGCCGGCGAUUAGGGGAUCGACCGACCUUGCUGGGUUUCGCUGGUGCACAGUGCUGGCUGCAGUGAGGGUGUGGGGAGGGGAGAGCGUGCGGACAGCAGUGAGGGUGUUAGAGGAGGGGAGAGGGUGUGGGCAGCAGUGCGUGUGUGGGGAGUGGAGAGUGUGUGGGGAGCAGGAUGGAGGUGAGGGAUGUUCUUGAGCAAGCGAGAGAAGGGAAGGAGGUGGAUGAGGAAGAGGAGGAGGAAGGAGAGGAGGAAGGAGAGGAGGAAAGGGGGGAGGAAGGGGGGGAGGAAGGAGAGGAGGGAAGGGAAGAAACGGAGGAGCGAGAAGAGGAAGAAAGGGAGGAGGGAGAGGAGGAAGAGGAUGAAAGGGAGGAAGGAGAGGUGGAUGAAAGGGAGAAGGAGGCAGAGGAGGAAGAGGAUGAAAGGGAGGAGGGAGAGGUGGAUGAAAGGGAGAAGGAGGCAGAGGAGGAAGAAGAUGAAAGGGAGGAGGGAGAGGUGGAUGAAAGGGAGAAGGAGGCAGAGGAGGAAGAAGAUGAAAGGGAGGAGGGAGAGGUGGAUGAAAGGGAGAAGGAGGCAGAGGAGGAAGCGGAUGAAAGGGAGGAGGGAGAGGAGGAAGCGGACGAAAGGGAGGAGGGCGAGGUGGUGGAGGGAGAAGAGGAGGAGCCGGGGCCAUCAGCUAUCAUUCCGUGGCGUGCAAAGCGGCUGAAGCGGGGAGAGGGAUCGGCAGAGGAGCAACAGUCCGUUGGCUCCAUGGAUUAUGGAGACCCGAGCGCCCUUCCAGCAGACGUGUGGCUGCGCAUCGCAAGCGAGAUGGAGGACGACAGUGACUGCUGCUCCUGGCCGCUCGUGCCAUGUGCCAUCGCCCUGCCGUGCGUCCGCCACACGCUCGCCGGAGUCUCGAAUCUCGUGUAUGAAGACUCCUGCCGCUGCCCCCCCUCCUCCGUCUCCCUCUCUCACCGCAUCCGCAGCUUCGGGUGGCUUGCCAAGCAAACCCCUCACCUCUCUGAGCUUUCCCUCUGUAUCCGUGUCACACCUCCGCCGCUCUUUUGCUCUCUCAUGCGAUCCCUGCUGCUCCCCUCCCUCUCCUCCCUCACUACCCUCAACCUCUUCUUCUCGCGACGCCUCCCUGCCCCUCCACGCCUCCUCUUCUCCCUCUCGCAAGCCCCUCGCCUCGAGUCGCUCCGUCUGCGGCACGGAGAAGAGAGCGAAGAUGGAAGUGUAAGGUACGGCUGCAACGACCCCGUGAUGGUGGCAGGUAUGUGGGAGCUCAUCUCAAUCAUGGAGGAGAAGGAGGCAGGAGGUAAGGAGGCUGGGAGUAAGGAGAAACCUUUCGGUGCCCUGCGCCACCUUGAUUUCUGUCUCUCCCUCUGCUCGCCUCUCGUCCUCCGCUUUGUCUCCUGCCUCGCUCCCCAUCUUCACACCUCCUACAUCGGUGCCUUCGAGGGUCAGUUUGCAGCUCACGAGGGCGAGGAGGACAGGGAGGGUAGGGAGGGCAGGGAGGGUAGGGAGGGUAGGGAUGGCAGGGAGGGCAGGGAGGGCAGGGAGGGUAGAGAGGGCAGGGAGGGUAGAGAGGGCAGGGAAGGCAGUACGGCAGAGAACGAAGAGGGGGGAGAGCGUGAGGAGGGUACGGAUGCGCAGACGACCUUCUCUCUUCACUUCCCGCUUGCUACUCGCGUUGGACUCCUCAGGUGCAGCUGCUCUAUUUCCUUGUCCGCCCCUCUUCUCUCCUCCCUCGUCUUUACCUGGGACACCCAAAACGCUCGCCUCCUCCUGCUGCCCACCUGCCCGUCCCACCUGGAUUCGCUCUUUCUUAGCGCCGAUCCCUCCUGCCCCUGGGCCUUCCACGCGCCGCACCUCACCUCGCUCGACUCUCUCCACACCGACAUGCGGCCAGAGGAUGCUGCCCAUCUGCCGCCUGGUGUGAUCGGCACCGUCAGAUCCCUCGAGUGGGGGAUUGAAGUCUCGCAGCCGUUGGAUCUGAGCACCUGGCGAAGCGUGUGCUGUUUCCAUGCCGUGGACUGGGACCCUGUAUCGCUGUCUCUGCUUCAAUCAGGUGUUAUCUGGCCAGGUGGGUUGGAGGGCCUGUUUCUGGACAGCAUGGGUGAAGACGUCUUUGAGUUUUUUAGGAGCUGCUGGGAGUGGGCCAUGGGGAGAGCGUGGGAAGGGGAGAUGGUGCGGAGGAGGACACAGCGGGGAGGGGGGAUGAGACAAGUGUGGGAACGCGAGGGUUGGUGGAGGAAGGCGGGGGUGCUGCGGCCAAGAGUUGCGAUGCAGAGCUGGCAUUGGGGAGGAGUCUCAUGGCUCGGCUGCUGCCUGGAUGCAGGAGCCUGCAGCAUUUUGAGGGUUGGAAUGAAAAGGAAUGUGCGAUGUAUGUGUGGGAUGCUGCCAAGGGGCUUUACGUGGAAGUGGGGGAGGAUGCAGACGAUGGAGUCAAUUACAUUGUUACCAACAAGGGGAUGUUUUUGAAGGCGAGAGGGAUUGAGAAAGAUGAGGCCUUAUUUAGUCAUCUUGUGGAGUAGCGUAUGUCAACUUAGGGCGAAUUCCUACAAAGUAGGAUCAGAAUCACGAAUGUUUCUGAUCCUGCCGUUUUACAACCAGCAUAUCAACAAUCUUGAGUGAGUGUCGCAAGUGAGUUUCGCAAGUGAGACUGGAUGCCUCGUGAGAUCCAACGUGUACACCCCUCAAACCAACCAAACAUCGUGGCGACUACCCAGAAUAGACGAUGUGUUUGUUAAAAUUAUAUAUUGAGUUAUAUAAUUGUUAGGCUUGCUAGGUUACCGAACUUUACUGUAGAAGGUACAAUCCCUUCCUUGUAUACCUCUCUUUCUAUUCC
Molecule: messenger RNA, 3899 nt
Organism: Closterium sp. NIES-67
Lineage: Eukaryota; Viridiplantae; Streptophyta; Zygnematophyceae; Desmidiales; Closteriaceae
Source: the annotation of a GenBank genome assembly